AUGGCGACCAUCAAGGCCAUCGAGGCCCGCUCAGUCCACCAAAUCCAAUCCGGCCAGGUGAUCACCGACCUCUGCUCCGUCGCCAAGGAGCUGGUUGAAAACAGUCUCGAUGCGGGCGCCACCUCGAUCGAAGUCCGUUUCAAAAACAAUGGACUCGAUCUAAUCGAGGUGCAGGACAACGGUAGCGGGAUUGCGCCGGAGAACUAUGAGAGUUUGGCAUUAAAACACCACACCUCCAAACUCACCACCUUCACCGAUCUCACCACCCUCCACACCUUCGGCUUCCGCGGCGAGGCGCUCUCCUCCCUGUGCGCGCUCUCCAGCUUCCACGUCGUCACGGCGCAAGCGCACCAAGCCCCGAGAGCCACCCGCCUGGAGUUCGAACCGAGCGGCCGCCUGCGCCGCACGCAGAUGGUGGCCGGCACAAAGGGGACGACUGCGUCGGUGGCACACAUCUUCCGGGGCUUACCGGUGCGCCGCCGCGAACUGGAGAAGAACAUCAAACGGGAGUACGGGAAGGUGGUGGGUCUGCUGCAUGCGUACGCGUGCAUCAGUACGCGCGUGCGGUUCUGCGUGCGCAAUAUCAUCACCAACCACCCCGCCUCCUCCGCCUCCUCUGCUGGCAGCGGAGGGCGCAACGUGGUCGUCUUCAGCACGCGCGGCAACGCAACCACCCGAGAGAACAUCGCGAAUGUUUACGGGGCAAAGACGCUGGGAGCGUUGAUCCCGCUGGACCUGGCGCUGGAGCUCGGGACCGACACAACCAAAAUGGAGAUCAAAGUGCGCGGACAUGUGUCGAGGCCGGUGGUCGGCGAGGGACGACAAACGCCGGAUCGGCAGAUGUUCUUUGUGAAUGCGCGGCCGUGCGCGCUGCCGCAGAUCGCCAAGGCGUUCAAUGAGGUGUAUCGCGCCUACAAUGUCGCGCAGUCGCCCUUUGUGUUUGCGGACUUGGAGAUGGAUACGGGGGCGUAUGAUGUGAAUGUGUCGCCGGACAAGAGGACGGUGCUGCUGCAUGAGGCGGGGAUGCUGAUUGAGAGGUUGAAGGAGGCGUUGGGCGAGUUGUUUGAGGCGGCGGAGCAGAGGGUGCCAAUGGGGGUGGCAGGGGGACGGCAGCUGCGGUUGCAGAGGGGGGAUACGCGGGAUAGUCGGGAUGGUCAGGGGGAUGGUGAACAGGAGAAAGACGGCCAGGUGCACGCUACGGAGACGACUGCCACCGCUCAAGACCGCAUGAAAAGCUUCUUAAGUGGACUGGGGGCUGCAGAGACUCGCGUCGAAGAGUCGGUUGAUGGCUCCACGCAAGACACUGCACCGCAGACGCAGUCUCCCUUGCCCUCAGAAGACAACGAACUCUUCGUACCUCAAGACAGUCCGCCCGAGACUCGCGAGCGGGCCGCCGCAGAUGAACCAUCUACGCAAGACAUCCAGGCUGACGCCCCGAUCCCUUCCACCCAGGACGCCAUGGCAUCUCCAGAAACACCGAGCGUGGUGCAGAACGCGUUCGACCGGAUGCGGCCCAGACGCAUGCCGGCGGAGAUUGCGACGAUCACGAUCAACAACCGCACGGUCACGUCCGUGAUAGGGAGCGGGGCGAAGAAGCGAUUCAGCGAGGCCACUGGGUCGAGCGGGACCCGAAAGAGACGGAUUCACACGCCGUCCCGGCCGAGCAUUUUCGGGAAGCAUAUGCGGGACUUUGCUGCUCCGGGGUCUCAGUUGGCGGAUGAGAGUGAGGCGGAGGGGGUGAGUGAAGAGAUCGAGGAUGACUCUGAGAAUGCAGAGAUCGAGGAUGAUUCUGAGAAUGCAGAGAUCGAGGAUGAUUCUGAGGCUGAGCAGGACGCGAUGGAAGCUCCGCGAGUGGACGAGGGGGAUGCCGAGAAAAUGGAAGAGCCUGCUUCUCACCCUGGCGACUCUGACUAUGAAACUGGACCUGAGGCGGACGAGGCAGCGGAGCCCGCCACACCAGCCGCAGAAGACAUGACGGAGGCGGAAAAGAAGCAACACGAGGAGGCCGAGGUGCAGCGAUUGAUACGACAAGCCGAAGAAAAGGCGGCUCUCCCGCACAACAGCGAGCAGCGUGCCAACAAGAUGAACAAGGGCGCCGCGCACCGCGACUCCACCGUCAACCUCGUGACCCAUGUCGACGGCUCCGUAGCCCAGCUCCAGGCUCGGUUCAGACAGAUCGAGACCUGCCGGCGCGUGGGCAUGAAGUCGGUUGAACACCGGCCCGAGAAGACAACAUCCUCCCCGACCGCAGAAGAACGCCUGUCAUUAACGGUCAGCAAGGACGACUUUGCGCAGAUGCGGAUCAUCGGACAGUUCAACCUGGGCUUCAUCCUGGCGACGCGCACGCAUCACGAUCCCGGUUCCCGCACGACCAAAGACGAACUGUUCAUCAUCGACCAGCACGCCUCGGACGAGAAGUACAACUUUGAGCGCCUGCAGGCCGACACUGUCGUGCAGAACCAGCGGCUGGUGCGGCCCAAGCAGCUGGAUCUGACGGCCGUCGAGGAGGAGAUUGUGAUCGAGAACCAGGCCGCGCUGGAGAAAAACGGGUUCGUGGUGGAGGUGGACGACAGCGGGGACGAGCCGAUCGGCCGCCGCUGCAGGCUGGUCUCGUUGCCGCUGAGCAGAGAGGUGGUCUUUGGGGAGCGCGAUUUGGAGGAGCUGAUCGUGCUGCUCUCGGAGAUGCCGAGUCACGCCGGGGGGGAAGACGUUCCGCGGCCGACCAAGGUGCGCACGAUGUUCGCCAUGCGGGCGUGUCGGUCGAGCAUCAUGAUCGGGAAGAACCUGACGACGCGGCAGAUGGAGAGGGUGGUGCGCAAUAUGGGGACCAUCGACAAGCCGUGGAACUGUCCGCACGGACGGCCGACGAUGCGGCAUCUGAUGAGUCUGGGGGAGUGGGAUGAGUGGGAUGAGUGGGAUGACGAGGAGGAGCGCAACCAGUUGGAUAUGUGGAGGGGGUUUUUCGAGGAGAUGGAUGAAUGA
Messenger RNA from Aspergillus saccharolyticus JOP 1030-1, 2982 nucleotides. RefSeq names its product ATP-binding mismatch repair protein PMS1. The transcript has 4 exons. Gene Ontology annotation, cellular component: MutLalpha complex. Gene Ontology annotation, molecular function: mismatched DNA binding; ATP binding; ATP hydrolysis activity. Lineage: Eukaryota; Fungi; Ascomycota; Eurotiomycetes; Eurotiales; Aspergillaceae. Bases 1 to 2982 code for a protein of 993 amino acids. The record is from RefSeq and is a predicted model, not a curated record. Gene Ontology annotation, biological process: mismatch repair.